AUGAAAAGGACAGAUAGCCGUGUGGACGGCUCGAUCAGCAAUAAUGACAUCGUUGAUCAUAAUGAUGCUGCUGAUGCAAAGAUUAGCAAACAAAGGACAAAAAUGAUGAAUCGGGAUGGAAGGUUCGGAAGAACUCUUUUCGUGUUGUUGAUAAUGGCGACUUUGAUAUUUAGUCUAGUUUCUGGAUCACCACAACAACAACCUUAUAACAAUAACGGCUAUAGCACUAAUGCAUUUAUCGGAUUAAUUGUUGGUACAAGUACAAGUGGAUUAAUAAUCAUAUCGAGUGCAAUUAUUUGUUGUCUACGACGAAGAAAUCGACGUCGGGUAGUUAAACCGUCUGAAUAUCGAGCAUUAAAAUUAACGGUCGAAUCAAAGAAAUCAUUUGACUCGACCACGUCAUCCAAGGGGAAAAAGAAGAAAGAGCGUACUCCGACAACAUUAUUACCUGCACGUGAAUUGUUAUUCCCGACUCAAAUGUCUGCUGCACAUCAUAAAACAAUUUAUGGUGCUAAGAAUGCAGAUACUCCAGUUUGGGAUGUUAAAAGUGAUAUCGAAAGACGCGGUACAAUUAGAAUACCAAAGACCAGGAAAACGUGGUUCCCCGCAUUAACAACCAGAACUCAAGCUCAAAAUACGAAAAAAGCAACAGAAAAUAAGGAGAGACAAAUGGCUGAUGAUAAGAAAACUGAUCGUGCCAGAAAAACUACUUCAUGGUUGGCUGCAUUCAAGAAAAGCAGUGGAAUUGGUGAAUCGGAUGCCACAUCAUCUUCAUCUUCAUUAGCAGUUAGUAAUAACAAUUCAUUAUCACCACAAAGUACAACUCCUGAUGAUCUUCCACCUUCAAUCCCAGUUACAGCUGCAAGGAGAUCAAGGAGUCCACUGUCAAGUCCAAAAUUAAGUCCACGUACAAGUCCUCGCUCUCAAAGUCCGGAGCUAAAUGUUGAUGUUCCUGGCGCGGAAAGUGCAAAAAAGGCAUUUUUAGCUGGUCUUGAUUUAAGAGAUUCACGUAGACCAAAAACUCCGAUUACGGCAACAACACCAGCAAUCAAUCCAGUUUUACCUGAAUCUCAAUCAGCACCAAAAUUGACAAUUAGGUUGGGUCAAGGAAUUGAGAGAAGGGAUGUUUCAUCUUCUGGUACUCCUGCUAAUGCUCCUCCAUCCAAUACUAGAAACAUUCCACCAGUUCCGCCAAUUCCUCCAAUCCCUCCAAUCUCAAAUACAGGUAAUAUAGGAGGAGAUUUACAAACAACAGCUGCCCACGGUGGAAGACUUUCUUGGAAUCCGACUGUAACAAGACGUGAAACAUUACGUUCAGGAGGAGGUGGGGGUGCAGCAAGUGGUGCAGGAGGUGCAGGCAGCGGUAACGCAACCACUGCAAGUAUUAAUGCAAGAAGAUCGAUGAGGCGCGCAAAGAAAGAAGCAGCGGCUGCCGCAGCUGCCGCAGCGUCGUCGAAUGAAAAUUUAUCUGUAAUAUCUGAUAAUUCUUCAGAUGGCGGAUUAGGAGGAGGAGGAUCAGGAACAAACAUUUCAAACACCGGUAAUGGUGGAAAUAACAACACAUCACAACAACUGAAAAGACAAAGUUUAUUUGGUGAAGGUAGUGGAAUGUUGGAAAUGGAUUUGGAAAGAUCUUCGAAUUUAGAUUAG
Ambispora gerdemannii is the source of this 1650-nucleotide messenger RNA. NCBI's taxonomy places the organism in Eukaryota, Fungi, Glomeromycota, Glomeromycetes, Archaeosporales, Ambisporaceae. The record is from the annotation of a GenBank genome assembly.